Coprinopsis cinerea okayama7#130 is the source of this 1359-nucleotide messenger RNA. RefSeq lists its product as hypothetical. The record is from RefSeq and is a predicted model, not a curated record. Gene Ontology annotation, molecular function: lyase activity. The coding region runs from base 1 to 1359 and encodes 452 amino acids. Gene Ontology annotation, cellular component: periplasmic space. Lineage: Eukaryota; Fungi; Basidiomycota; Agaricomycetes; Agaricales; Psathyrellaceae. The transcript is spliced from 8 exons.
AUGAGGAAGAGCACUGGAUCUACUACUCGGUCUUCCCUCACAUUCCUUCUACUCCUUCCUCUCUUUUCGUUCUUUUGCUUUCAACAGGCUUCAGCACAAACCAGCUAUGCGAACGAGUUUAUCGACCCGGACCUCAUUCUGGCAGGAGACUUUGCGAACAACACCGCAGCUGCGCAGCGAAUGAUCAGGAAUUGGGCGUCUAAAUGGGCCAGUGAAGGACCUUGGAGUGUAAUGCUCAAGGAUGCGACACCUCCUUCUGGCACAAAACACGAUUAUAUGAGCUGGGCUCCCUACUGGUGGCCCGAUUGUUCAGAUGUCGGGAAUACGACUGUGCUAUCAGAGGAAGAAGUCUGGACCACCUGCCCAUACCGUCGUCGAGACGGCGAAUUCAACCCGGACGUUCGCGGAGUGAACGACGUUGGCAAUUUCCAGGACAUGUCCGAUGCUGUUUUGUAUAAUGCCCUUGCAUGGUCUCUCGAAGAGGCCGGAAAGACACUAACGUGGUUCUUGAACCCAGAUACCCGGAUGAAUCCCAACCUCAAUUUUGCGCAAAUGAUUCGUGGAUCUAAUGGUCGGCCUGGUAGCGCGACUGGUGUACUAGAUCUCAAAGGAAUGGCCAAGAUUGCGUCUGCCAUUUUGAUCUUCAGGAAAGGAGGGAGCACCGAAUGGACCUCGGACGAUGAUGAACAAAUGGUUGAAUGGUCGAGAGAGUAUAUUGAAUGGCUUGAAACCGCCGAACUGGCCUUGGAUGAGGGUAACUCCCGAAACAACCAUGGUUCCUUCUAUUAUAACCAGCUGGCUGCAUUGAAGCUCAUUGUGGAUGACAUCCCUGGAGCCAUCAAUGUCUCGUCUACAUACUUUUCCAGACAAUUCCAGUCUCAAAUCGCUGCUGAUGGCGAGCAGACCAACGCUCGCAUUUGGAAGUAUGCAGAUCCUAGUUCAAAUGUUUGGGAGAUCACAUCAGCGGAAGGCGCGACAAUCAAAACUGCACUCGACUACGCGAUGACACACAGCGCCUCCUCAAGUGGAGAGUCGCAGUAUGCUGCAGAGCUAUACCCUAUUGUCGCGGCUGUUGCCUCGGUGUACGGCGAUCCCGAUGGCCAGUAUUUGAACUUCUUGCAGGAGAACGAUGAAGGGUUUUAUGCGGAACCUUACUUCUUGUGGAACAGCGGGGAAUGGACCUCUGAUGUCACGUCGACUGCUCGACCCGGAGGACCGAAGCCCACUUCCAGGAAGACCCAGGGUUCGCCUUCAGUUGAUGAAGACGCUGGAAGCGCUGAUGGGAGGGGUGUCCGACUUUGGGGUCUUGCAUUGAACGUCGCUGUCCUGGCGCACACUCUGCUUUCUGUCGUCAUCUAG